GAGAGCUGCUGUUUUCUGUUGAACGUGACUAGAUUCCAGCACAAACCCGAGAUUACCGCCGCUGGUGGGAUGUCUGACUGAAACACCGCAAAACCGACUCUAGGGAAAGACCACUGACACUUGUAAUUGUUUUUAUUAUAAAUACCGGGUCUUGAGUAGCUAAGGGUGAAGUUUGAGCUAACGUUAGCUUCACGGUAACGGUUUAACGGUCCGUCAAACAUGUCGGAGGAGGUGAGUCUGUACGACCUGCUGAACCUAUCCAUCGGGACCCCCCAGAAGUCCUCCGUGAACUUCGGCGCCCUGCACUCGCUGCUCCUCGCCUUGCUGAAACACCUGAAUCUCCGGGAGGUGAAGACCCGGUGGAGGGACUCCUCUUCGGGUUAUUGGAGCCCUGAUCUCACGGCGGCAGAGGAGGAGGUUCAGGUGGAGGUUCAGCCGGACACUGACUUCCAGAAUCGGGCAGCCACUCCCUCAUGCCCGGGCCCGGACCCCGACCAGCUGAACCUCCUUUCCCGCAUCCAGACAUGUGAGGACGGCCUCUCUAAGUCGACGAGGCUGAUCCUGGACCUGAACGAGCAGAACGAGCGUCUGAAGGAGCAGAUGGAGGAGCUCCGGCAGCAACACGAGGCUGGUGUUAAAGCAGACUCAGCGGGUAAACCUCCAGCUUCAGAGUCCAGCAGCUCCACACCAUCCACAGAGGCAGUGGAGGCCCUGAGGAGUGUGAGCCAGCUGCAGGAGAGGCUCGUCCAGGUGGAAGCUCACGUAGCGGUGUUAGAGAAAGAAAAGGCAGACCAGAGCCAGCUGGCUCAGCUCAGAGAGCUCAUCGCCAUCAAAGGUGACGCCAUACAAGCUCCAGAAGUGUCAGAGAGGCUGGAGCAAAAGGAAGCUUCAGAGAGGGCGGAGCAAAAAGCUUCAGAGAGGGCGGAGCCAGAAGCUUCAGAGAGGGCGGAGCAAAAAGCUUCAGAGAGGGCGGAGCCAGAAGCUUCAGAGAGGGCGGAGCCAGAAGUGUCAGAGAGGGUGAAGUCAAAGGCCGUUUCAGAGAGGCUGGAGCAAAAGGAAGCUUCGGAGAGGGCGGAGUCACAGGUUUGCAGAAGAGUGGGUUCAGACAGCGAAAGUUACCGAGAGCUCAGAGAGCAAAUAUCCUACCUCAGGAAGCGUGUGCAGUGGCUGGAGGAGGACGUGAAGCAGCUGCGGGUGAAGCAGACUCAGUGUGAGGAGAAAGCGGCAGACCAACAGCUACAACGUCAGCUGGACGACCUGCGGGGAACGCUGGAGGACACAAUCUUGUCCUUCACAUCUCAGCUGUCCACGGGUCUAUGCGAUGAGGCCGCGCAGGCGCAGAGCGGUGGUCCGAGCCUGAGGAGACGAGCUGACGGACUCUCGUCUCUGCAGGAGCUCUACAAGACGACGGAGGAGCUGGAGGUGAACAAGGCCGACAAGCAGAUGGUCGAGAGUGAAAUCAGAGCAGACAAAUCGGCCCUGGAGGGGAAAGUGAGCCGGCUGCAGCUGGACUCGGUGGCGGAGCAGCUGAGCGGGAUGUUCCACGAGCUGCUGAACAAGGUGACGAGUCAGGAGCAGGACUGGCACAAACUCAUGAGCAAGCUCUCCACCGAGAUGGAGUGUAAGCUGAACCGGAUCGAGCUGGACUCUGUGAAGAAGCAGCUGGAGGAUCGCUGGAGGAGCAUCCACGAGAAGCUGCAGGCUCAGGCGGCGCCGGAGUACGAGGACGCCGCCGGGAUCAGGAAACAGCUCGUGGAGAGAUUUCACUGCCUCUCCUGCGACCGGCCCAUCGUGAAGCACACGCCCGGACCGCAUCUGGUGACGCUGCCCUCGUUUCCUGCGUUCCCCUCGCACAAGUCCAUCAGGCCGUUCACCGUUUACACCAUGGAGCAGUUACGCCAGCACUACCGAAGCCAGCAGCCAGGCACCAACCGCUGCAGGUACGAGGCAGCUAACGCGUGCAGGAGCAGGGAGCGGCUUCAGAGGAGCCACGUCGCCGCGUGCAGGCAGAUAGAGAGCGUAGAGAUGCAGGGACGGCCGCAGCACGGCGAUGCCACGAACACAGCGCAAGGCCAGCACGAGCGCAUAUCUGAGCUGACGGAUUAUGGUCACCUGGCUGCGGCGCGGAGCUGCGGCGGGAGUCACCACACCAACGCUGCGGGCAGCCAGCGCCGCGGCGGCCCGCAGCACACAAAACUCCACGGUGAGGCGGACGGUGCGAUUCAGUCGGAGGAGGUGGAUAUCGUUGGACUGGACGGGCGCAUUUACAAAGGGCGCCUGAACGUCCCGGCCUGCAGGACCUCAGAAACUAAACUGCCAACGAUCCCCACCAGAGACGGCGUGUAUAAGAGUAAGGACAAAGCCAAGCCUGCGUCCUCUCCGGAGGGGGGACACAGCACUCCUCUUCAUCAGCCCUGCAGCCCCAGGAGCGCAGCGUGCAGCCGCUCGGCAUCCAGCUGCUCCGGCCGUGAUUGGCCCGUCUCGGCUCUGGGCUGUGCGUCUCAGAGCUCCAUCGCUCAGGAUUCAGCUGCAGCUGACAGCACCGCAGAGCCUCCAAGCAACGAGCCCCUCAACCUGUAGGGGGCAGCGUCUGCCUCCGUGUUGUGUUUAGUUUGUGAGUGCAGACAGAGGUUUGGGUAACCUCCUCCUGCUUAUCGUCCAGACUACACACCCCAGAAACCCCCUGUGAUGUGGCGCUGUACUUAUUUUUUCACUUAAUAAACUUUAGUGUGAAUUUAA
Neolamprologus brichardi is the source of this 2739-nucleotide messenger RNA. NCBI's taxonomy places the organism in Eukaryota, Metazoa, Chordata, Actinopteri, Cichliformes, Cichlidae. The record is from RefSeq and is a predicted model, not a curated record.